Sphaeroforma arctica JP610 is the source of this 1002-nucleotide messenger RNA. RefSeq lists its product as hypothetical. Lineage: Eukaryota; Ichthyosporea; Ichthyophonida. Bases 1 to 1002 code for a protein of 333 amino acids. The transcript has a single exon. The record is from RefSeq and is a predicted model, not a curated record.
AUGGGACAGGACAAGUGCGAGUCGGGACACAAGUCCACGAAGCACUGGUUUGUGGUCAAAAACGCCACACACGGCAAUGUACUGCGCAACGACAUUCACUCCGAGGACCGCGACGGCUGCGAGGAUCCGUCGGAUCCCAGUGAUGUGCGCAAUCGCAACGAAAUCACCUGGUGGAACGAGGACGCCGAAACAAGGCUCAUGCGCGCCGCAUACGGUGAUACGCGCACGUAUCGGUGGAACCUCAAGAUCCCCAAAGGCAUACAGAGUUCCGAGAAAAAGUCCUUCUACGUACUGUGGCAAAUCAAAACUCGCGAAGGCGGCGACAGAUCGCCGGUCAUGUCCCUAGAACUCAGGCACACCACGCUGACCAUGUCCAACUCAUUCAUGGUCAAGCCGAUCCGCAACGCCGCGAGUCCCAAUGCGCUGACGUACAACCCCACGACGGGCGAGAUCACGUACACGACAUCGACAACCGAGACCAAGGGAAACAUUGUCCCGUUAACGCGCAACGCCGGAGCUAUUCUAGGCCAGCUUGAGGUCAAGGAAUUCAGCUACAUCAACAAGAGCAAGUACAUUGAAUACGGCACACUCGGUGUCGCCGCAACCAUUACCGAUUGGCUCGUGUCCGAGAAGGCCAACGAAGGUUGGGCGGCCAAGUUGGGAGAAGCCGGGUUUGCCUCGGCCAGCCCCGAAGACACGCCCGCUAGUGUCGGUGAGCAGGACACGUUCGUCCAGCAGCUGUACGCGGACUACGUGGCGGCAACAGAAGCUGUUCCGGAAACGUUUGUGGACAAGGACGAGACGCACUUUGGGUUUAUGGCCGAGGAAGUGCAGACCAUUUUACCCGAGCUCGUGUACGACGACACGGACGGCAAGGCGCUAGAUAUCAAGUGGAACAACAUUACGGCGCUGCUAGUCAAGCAGAACCAAAUCCUGACGGCGCAGAUUGCCGAGUUGACCAGCGACACGGAAGCGCGGUUUGCGACUUUGGAAGCCAAAUAA